Leptopilina heterotoma is the source of this 1697-nucleotide messenger RNA. It is a transcript of the gene Prp31, whose product is annotated as U4/U6 small nuclear ribonucleoprotein Prp31. The record is from RefSeq and is a predicted model, not a curated record. Gene Ontology annotation, cellular component: precatalytic spliceosome; U4 snRNP; U4/U6 x U5 tri-snRNP complex. NCBI's taxonomy places the organism in Eukaryota, Metazoa, Arthropoda, Insecta, Hymenoptera, Figitidae. Gene Ontology annotation, biological process: mRNA splicing, via spliceosome; spliceosomal tri-snRNP complex assembly. Bases 133 to 1605 code for a protein of 490 amino acids. The transcript has 7 exons.
CAUCCAACGCUAACUUCAGUCGAUUAGAUCUGUCAAAUUAACAAAAAAAAUAAUGUUGGCAAAUGGCAAACCAAAGUGUUUCUCGUGAGCGUCUUAUUAUAUUUUUUUGAGAGUAUUAUUUUGUAGAGAAAAAUGUCAUUAGCCGACGAAUUGCUAGCAGAUCUUGAAGAAAAUGACGACGAGGAUGUUGAAAUGCAAGAACCGGAAGAGGAGUUCAUUCCGGCUUCUAUUCCUAAACCGAUUGAAGAAGAAAUAAAAGUACAAAGAGUUACGGAACUUUGUAAACUUUGUGAUUCGACACAAUUGCAAAAUGUAAUGACACAAAUUGACAAGUACAGUAAAAUACUGAGAAAACCGGAAGAUAUUGUCGGUGCAGUUGAAUCCGAUCCUGAAUAUCAACUUAUUAUUGGAGCAAAUAAUUUGGCUGCAAAAAUAGACGAUGAAGUUGGUACAAUACAUCGAUUUACAAAAGAUAAAUAUUCAAAGAGAUUUCCCGAACUCGAAUCGUUGGUUGUCGAUGCAUUGGAAUAUGUAAUGACAGUAAGAGAAUUGGGCAACGAUUUGGAUCGGGCUAAAAAUAAUGAAAUUCUCCAACAAUUUUUAACACAAGCAAUUAUUAUGGUUGUUUCCGUAACAGCAUCAACGACUCAAGGUCAAUUGCUGACAGAGGAGGAAAAAAACGCAAUCUUUGAAGCCUGUGAUAUUGCGGUGGACUUGAAUAAUUAUAAAAUAAAAAUUUUCGAAUACGUUGAAAGUAGAAUGGCAUUUAUUGCUCCAAAUUUAUCGAUAAUUGUUGGAUCUUCAACUGCCGCAAAAAUUAUGGGUGUAGCUGGAGGUUUGACGAAAUUGUCGAGAAUUCCCGCCUGUAAUGUUUUAGUUCUUGGAACAAAAAAGACUACGCUUUCGGGAUUUUCUCAAACUUCAACAUUACCGCACGCAGGAUUUAUUUAUUACUCUGAUAUUGUUCAAGAAACACCGCCGGAUCUUCAUAGAAAAGCGGCGAGACUUGUGGCUGCAAAAUGCAUUUUGGCGGCUCGCGUUGACGCGGCACACGAAAGUACGGACGGACAAAUCGGACGAAUGUUUCGCGACGAAAUUGAAAAGAAACUCGAUAAAUUACAGGAGCCACCGCCAGUGAAAUUUGUAAAACCAUUGCCCAAACCAAUUGAUCCCGGCAGGAAAAAGCGAGGCGGAAAACGCGUUCGUAAAAUGAAAGAGCGUUACGCAAUCACGGAAUUUAGAAAACAUGCGAAUCGAUUGAACUUUGCCGACAUUGAAAGCGACGCUUAUCAAGAGGAUUUGGGUUAUUCGAGGGGAACAAUUGGCAAGGCCGGAACGGGACGAAUUCGAUUACCGCAAGUUGAUGAGAAAACGAAAGUUCGAAUAUCCAAAACACUACAGAAAAAUCUUCAAAAACAACAACAAUGGGGCGGCAGUACAACGGUGAAGAAACAAGUUUCCGGAACUGCAUCGAGCGUUGCUUUUACACCAUUGCAGGGUUUGGAAAUCGUAAAUCCACAGGCAGCCGAAAAGAAGAUAAACGAAGCCAAUGGAAAAUACUUUUCAAAUACGGCUGCUUUCUUUAAAGUGAAAAAAUCUACCUAAAUUAUUCUAAUUUUAAUUUAAUGGUAAUUAUAACGAUAUAAAUAUGCAAAAAAACAAACUUUUCCGAGUGAAUAAUAAAUAGGGAAGAUUAA